Messenger RNA from Plodia interpunctella (Indianmeal moth), 1678 nucleotides. RefSeq lists its product as uncharacterized. The coding region runs from base 24 to 1649 and encodes 541 amino acids. Lineage: Eukaryota; Metazoa; Arthropoda; Insecta; Lepidoptera; Pyralidae. Gene Ontology annotation, molecular function: 4 iron, 4 sulfur cluster binding; tRNA (N(6)-L-threonylcarbamoyladenosine(37)-C(2))-methylthiotransferase activity. Gene Ontology annotation, biological process: tRNA methylthiolation. The transcript has 9 exons. Gene Ontology annotation, cellular component: endoplasmic reticulum. The record is from RefSeq and is a predicted model, not a curated record.
UUGUCUUGUCAAACAAAUCGAAAAUGUCAGGAGUGUGUACAGAAAUUAUAGAUGAUAUUGAAGAUUUAAUAUCUUCGCAAGAUAUAACUCCAAAGGAGAGAUAUGCAAGCCGGAAAAAUGUGAGCGUCCGAUCUAAGAAACGAGAUACACAGAAAUCCUCGGAGCCCGUUGAAAAGAUUAUUCUUGAAAGUGUUGUGCCAGGCACUCAAACAAUUUAUGUAAAAACAUGGGGCUGCGCACACAACAACUCAGACUCGGAGUACAUGGCGGGGCUCUUAGCAGCUCAUGGAUACCGUCUCACUGAGGACAAAUUUGCCGCUCAGCUGUGGUUACUCAACUCGUGCACCGUAAAGAGUCCUUCGGAGGACCAUUUUAAAAAUGAGAUAGAGCUCGGUCGCAGCCACGGUAUCCAUGUGGUGGUGGCGGGCUGUGUGCCUCAGGGUGCCCCCCGCAGCGGGUAUUUGCAGGGGCUCAGCGUGGUGGGCGUGCAACAGAUUGAUAGGAUUGUCGAGAUUGUUGAGGAGACACUCAAAGGCCAUACGGUGCGUCUCUUUGGUCAAAAGAAGACAGAUGACGGUCGCAAAGCGGGCGGCGCCUCUCUCCUCAUGCCGAAAGUUCGCAAGAACCCUCUCGUAGAAAUCAUAUCAAUUAACACGGGAUGCUUGAACCAAUGUACAUAUUGUAAAACGAAGCAUGCCCGGGGUGAGUUGGGAAGUUAUCCCCCGGAAGAGAUUGUGGAACGAGCGAGGCAGUCGUUCAAGGAGGGUGUUGUGGAAAUCUGGUUGACUAGUGAGGACACAGGCACAUACGGUCGAGACAUAGGCACGUCUCUGCCGGAGCUGCUGUCGGCGCUGGCGCGGGAGCUGCCGCCGGCCGCGCGCCUGCGCCUGGGCAUGACCAACCCGCCCUACAUCCUGGAGCAUCUGCCUAGCGUGGCCCGCAUCAUGAAACACCCUAGGGUUUACAAGUUCCUCCACGUGCCCGUGCAAUCUGGCAGCGACCAAGUGUUGGCGGACAUGAAGAGGGAAUACACUGUAGCGGACUUCGAGAGAGUCGUCGACUAUCUGCGGGAACACGUACCGGGCAUCACGAUAGCCACAGACAUAAUCUGCGGGUUCCCCACGGAGACCGACGAGGAUUUCAAGCGAACCCUGGAGCUGUGUGACAAGUACCGCUUCCCGUCGCUCUUCAUCAACCAAUUCUUCCCGAGGCCAGGGACGCCUGCUGCCAAGAUGCCAAGGGUACCAGGUCAAGAAGUAAAGAAACGAACGAAAAUACUAUCGGAACUGUUCAGGUCUUACGAACCUUAUGGGCACAAAGUGGGCGAGGUCCAGGAGGUAUUGGUCACGGAUAUAUCCCACGACAAGAAUUAUUUCGUCGCACACAACGAGUUUUACGAACAGGUAUUAAUACCGAAAGAAGAAAAAUACAUGGGCAAAAUUGUCACAGUCAAAAUUACCAGCGCGACGAAAUUCUCUAUGAUGGGAGAGCCCAUAGACAAACCGAAAAUGGCGGGAAUCUCAGCGCCUUUGAAGAAAGGAGAAGUUUCCGGCAUCGAAAUCGAAACCAUAAACAAGAAAUCGGUACCGAUACCGGUUCUUGUGGUAUUGUUCGCUGUGUUAUUAAGAUUAGUGUGGAUGUUUUUAUAGUUUUAAUAAAUUGUUAAGGAUAAUAUUUA